UCUCUCCCCCUGCCACUGCUAUGACUUAUUGAUGUGAUUAUGUGAAGUGGACACUCAGAGUUCCCUUAAUUAUCUACCAGUUUCAUUUGCGUUUCUGUACUACCACUCUGUCAACCCUUUUCUUUUGUAUGAGUUCCAAGACCUGAUGGCCAUGGCGAUUGGGGUUACCAUUGCCAUUCUCUUCAUUCACCUCUGUUUUCAGAGCCCUAAAGCCGCCAUUGUCGACAGGGAUUGCUUGCUUUCUUUUAAAGCUUCCCUUCACAACCCUGAGGCUCUUUCUUCUUGGACGCCUGUUACUCCUCAUUGUCGCUGGGACGGAGUUGUUUGCCGGAAUGGCGAGGUUUUCUCGCUCGUUCUCAAGGCUCGGUUUCUCCGGGGACCUUUGGGUUCUUCUCUCUUCUCUCUUUCCAGGCUUGUUGUUCUUGACCUCUCGUCGAAUCUUUUGUAUGGGGAAGUUUCGCCGGAAAUCGCUGCGUUAAGGGAGCUUAGAGCUUUGGACGUGGGGGAAAAUCAGUUGUCCGGCGAGUUGCCCGGCCAAAUAGGAGAGUUGACUCAGUUGGAGCUGGUUAAUCUCGGGCCCAAUCUUUUCUCCGGGAAAAUACCGCCGGAGCUGGGAAACUUGGGGAGACUCCGGUCGCUGGACCUUUCCGGCAAUGGGUUCUCCGGGAGCAUACCCACCCAACUCGGCAACCUAACUCACCUCCGAGUCCUGGCCUUGGGGAGCAAUCUUCUCUCAGGUUCUCUCUCUCCAUCUCUAUUCACUAAGCUUCAGUCUCUAACCUCUUUGGACGUCUCCAACAAUUCCCUCUCCGGCGAAAUUCCGCCGGAAAUCGGAACCAUGACCACCCUAACGGAUCUUUACAUCGGCAUCAACCAUUUCUCCGGCCAGUUCCCGGAAGAAAUCGGUGAACUUUCCAGCCUCCAGAACUUCUAUUCACCUUCAUGUUCACUCACUGGUCCAUUCCCAGAAUCCUUCUCAAAGCUCAAGUCUUUAACCAAACUUGACUUAUCUUACAACCCAUUGAAGUGUUCAAUCCCAGACAAUAUAGGGCAGCUUCAAAAUUUAACAAUUCUCAACCUAGUGGCCUCCCAGCUAACUGGUUAUAUACCACCCAAUCUUGGAAAUUGUACAAGGUUGAAGACACUUGUCCUGUCUUUUAACUCUCUCUCUGGAACAUUGCCUGAGGAGCUUGCAGAAUUGCAGUUGUUAACUUUCUCUGUGGAAGAGAAUCAGCUUUCAGGUCCAUUGCCUUCUUGGCUGGGCAAAUGGACUCAGAUUGAUUCCCUCUUGCUUUCGAGUAACCGGUUUUCUGGAAGAAUUCCACCCGAGAUUGGGAAUUGCUCUAUGUUAACUUCGAUUAGUCUGAACAAUAACUUGCUUAGUGGUCCAGUUCCUAUGGAGUUAUGCAAUGCUGUUGGCCUUACAUAUGUUGAUCUUGGGAGUAAUUUUCUGUCCGGGACUAUAGCCGAGGCUUUUGUGAAGUGUGGUAACUUGACUCAGUUGGCAUUGGUGAAUAACCAGAUCCACGGGGUGAUUCCCGGGUACCUUUCGGAGCUUCCUCUCGUGGUUCUUGAAUUGGACUCGAAUAAUUUUACUGGUUCUAUCCCGGUGAGUUUGUGGGAUUCGACGAGCUUAAUGGAGAUCUCUGCUGCAAAUAACCGCCUCGAGGGAACGCUUCCAGUGGAGAUUGGGAAUGCUAAGUUAUUGCAGAGGCUUGUUCUUAGUAACAACAGGAUAAGGGGGAGAAUUCCCGAGGCUAUUGGGAGCUUGACGUCUCUUUCUGUGUUGAAUUUGAAUUCGAAUCUCCUUGAAGGGGCUAUACCUGCUGAGCUCGGGAAUUGCAUUGCCCUUUCAACGUUGGAUCUCGGGAACAACAUGCUCAAUGGUGAAAUCGCGGAGGAGCUUGCUGAGUUGCCUCAGCUACAAUGCUUGGUUCUCUCGCACAAUCAUCUUACCGGGGCUAUUCCUUUCAAGAACUCCAAGUAUUUUCGCCAAGCUACCAUCUCGGAUUCAAGUUAUGUUCAGCAUCGUGGGGUUUAUGAUCUUUCGUAUAAUAAAUUGUCUGGCACAAUACCGGAAGAGCUAGCAAGCUGUGUGGUCAUCGUGGGUCUUUUGCUCAGCAAUAACAUGCUUUCUGGGCAGAUUCCAAGCUCGCUUGCUCAAUUGCCAAACCUCACGACUUUAGACUUGACCGGGAAUUUUCUGAAAGGUGAUAUCCCGAAGGAGUUUGGUCACUCUCUAAAGCUGCAGGGCUUCUAUCUGGGAAACAAUCAGCUUACCGGGGCAAUACCUGAAAGCCUAGGUAGCUUGGGCGGUUUAGUGAAGUUGAAUUUGACGGGCAACAAGUUUUCCGGGCCAAUCCCUUCUAGUUUUGGGAAUUUGCACGGGCUUACUCACUUGGACUUGAGCUCAAACACACUCGAGGGUGAGCUUCCCCCAUCACUUUCAAGCAUGGUAAAUCUCGUUGGCCUUUAUGUUCAGCAUAACAGCCUUUCUGGCAAUUUAAACGAGCUUUUCACAACUUCCACAGCCUGGAGAGUCGAAAUUCUGAAUUUAAGUCGUAACGUAUUUUCUGGAGCCUUGCCACCGUCUUUGGGAAAUAUGUCAUACGUUACAUAUUUGGAUCUUCACGAAAACAAUUUCGUUGGGGAAAUUCCCCGUGAGCUUGGGAAUCUUACCCAGCUCGAGUAUUUGGAUGUGUCGAGGAAUCAACUCUCGGGUCAAAUCCCUGAGUCCCUAUGCAGUCUCACCAACUUAAUUUCCUUGGAUUUUGCUGAGAAUGAAUUGGAGGGGCCUAUUCCGAGAACUUGUCAGAACCUUUCCAAGCUUUCAGUAUCCGGGAACAAGGAUCUGUGUGGUGAGAUUCUUGAUCUAAAAUGCCCGACGAGGAAUCAAGAUAGGAGAUUACAUUCCCUAAGUAUUUCGGGACUGUUAUCAGUCGUGGCUGGAACUGUAUUCAUCACUCUUUCAGUAGCUAUUGUGCUAAGGAUCUUGAACAAAAGCAGCAGAACGUGUGAUCCCGAGAAAUCUGACGAACUGGAUAGCUCGGUGGAUCAACAUAUGUAUUUCUUAACUACCAGCAAAUCGAAGGAGCCCCUAAGCAUUAACAUUGCCACGUUUGAACAGUCGCUCCUCAAGCUGAUGCUAGUUGAUAUUCUCGAGGCCACCAACAACUUCUGCAGGACAAACAUUAUCGGGGAUGGAGGGUUUGGAACGGUUUACAGAGCCACAUUGUCGGAUAAAAAGAUCGUUGCAGUGAAGAAGCUAAACCAAGCCAAAACACAAGGCCACCGAGAAUUUCUGGCAGAAAUGGAGACCCUGGGCAAGGUAAAGCACCCAAAUCUUGUUCCUUUGCUCGGGUACUGCUCUUAUGGCGAUGAGAAACUGCUGGUUUACGAGUACAUGGUUAACGGGAGCUUGGAUCUCUGGCUAAGAAACCGGUGUGGAACACUGGACGUGUUGGAGUGGAGCAAACGGUUCAAAAUCGCUGUGGGUGCAGCCCGGGGUCUAGCUUUCCUUCACCACGGCUUCACCCCUCACAUAAUCCACCGGGACAUCAAGGCCAGCAAUAUUCUCCUGAACCAAGAUUUCGAGCCCAAAGUUGCAGACUUUGGGCUCGCAAGAUUGAUCAGCGCCUGUGAGACACACGUGAGCACUGACGUUGCAGGCACAUUCGGAUACAUCCCACCCGAAUAUGGCCAGACCGGGAGAUCAACAACAAAGGGAGAUGUGUAUAGCUUUGGCGUGAUCCUACUCGAGUUGGUCACUGGCAAAGAGCCAACCGGGCCUGAUUUCAAAGACUUUGAAGGCGGGAACUUGGUGGGUUGGGUGUCUCAGAAGACGAAGAAAGGCCAGGCUGCAGAUGUUCUCGACCCAGAAAUACUCAACGCGGAUUCAAAACCGAUGAUGCUACAAACAUUGCAGAUCGCAGCUCUUUGCCUCUCCGAUAACCCGGCUAACAGGCCAACCAUGUUUCAAGUGGUCAAGCUCUUGAAAGGAAUCAGAGAUGAGUAACAGCAAGCAAGAUCAUCUUAGGAUUUCACUUCUUUGGAGAAUUAUGGUCAUGGGAUAAGUUGCAGCCUUUGUGUCUAAGAACAGUAACAGUUAGGUGUAUUGACAAUUGCUGAAUUAUUAUUAUUAAUAUUAGUGAAAUAGUAGAGAAGGACAAGUGAUUGUUAUUUUCAUUUAUUAUUUAUAGUUGAAUUAACUCACCUAACAUUAUGUCUAGUGUGUAAGUUUCAUUCAA
Molecule: messenger RNA, 4247 nt
Organism: Ipomoea nil (Japanese morning glory)
Lineage: Eukaryota; Viridiplantae; Streptophyta; Magnoliopsida; Solanales; Convolvulaceae
Product: leucine-rich repeat receptor protein kinase EMS1
Exons: 2
Coding region: 146-4015 (1289 amino acids)
Biological process (GO): protein phosphorylation
Molecular function (GO): protein kinase activity; protein binding; ATP binding
Source: RefSeq, a predicted model, not a curated record